Messenger RNA from Cuscuta epithymum, 806 nucleotides. The record is from the annotation of a GenBank genome assembly. NCBI's taxonomy places the organism in Eukaryota, Viridiplantae, Streptophyta, Magnoliopsida, Solanales, Convolvulaceae.
UUUUUUGGGCUUAUCAACUUUGGACCCAUUUCCAAUAGUUGAAAAGGCCCUAUAUAAAUAAAUAAGAUUGAGCAUACACGAACUUUGAACCCUAUUUCUUCCGCAGCUCGCCGUUCGUCCACACCACUCUGUAGCUCAAAUCUAGCGAUAAUGACUUUCAAGCGGAGGAAUGGAGGUCGCAAUAAGCAUGGCCGCGGCCACGUCAAGUUCGUCCGUUGCUCCAACUGCGGAAAGUGCUGCCCUAAGGCUUUGCUACAGGACAAAGCCAUCAAGAGGUUUCAAGUAAGAAACAUUGUUGAGCAAGCGGCUGUAAGGGAUGUCCAAGAGGCUUGUGCCUUUGAAUCAUACACCCUUCCAAAGCUCUAUUUGAAGGUGCAAUACUGUGUUUCAUGUGCAAUUCACUCCAAGGUUGUCAGAGUUCGCUCCCGUACUGACCGAAGAAACCGAGAACCUCCACAGCGUCCUUUCAGACGCCCAAUGGACAAUGCUCCCAAGCCUGGUCAGCCACAACGCGUUCCGGGAGCUCCUCCAACUGCUGCCCGUACAUAGAAGUGACCAGAUAUCUUGUUUUUUCUCCAUUCUGAUUUAAAGUUGCUUCAUUUUGUUAUGAUGAUGUGUGACCUUGAAUAUUUUGGUUAAGUUGGAAAAUCAUGACAGUAUUAUUACUGAGAAUUGCGGGAUAAACAACAAUUUCUGCUUUGAUUAUGCAUGUUUAUCAACUUCUCUGCUGCUGUCCUAAUUUCCAAAUGCCCCCUUUGCAACACUCAUGGUGUGGAACUGUCGGGCGCAGGCCCCUAUCCAUAAAU